Molecule: messenger RNA, 4593 nt
Organism: Aaosphaeria arxii CBS 175.79
Lineage: Eukaryota; Fungi; Ascomycota; Dothideomycetes; Pleosporales
Exons: 5
Coding region: 1-4593 (1530 amino acids)
Biological process (GO): actin filament severing; barbed-end actin filament capping
Molecular function (GO): phosphatidylinositol-4,5-bisphosphate binding; actin filament binding
Source: RefSeq, a predicted model, not a curated record
AUGGAACCUCCAUCGCAGGAGUCCGCCCGCGAAGACUCUCUCCAGCGCCUGACAGGCUCGCCAGCCCAAGCUCUCGAAGACGAAGAACCGAAGAAGCCCGCACCGAGCGCCGCCGCUUUGGGUCGAUCAGGUACACUUUCAUGGCAACAGAGAAGACCACAGUCCGUCGGUGUCAGGCGGCCACUCUCAAGUGGUCGGCCAUUGUCAGGCGCUUCUACUCCAGCUGAGAAAAUGCCUGCCGCAUCUCCACGAGAUACUCCCGAACCCGGCUCCCCGGCCGAGUCGACAACCUCGAGGACCCAGAUUGCACAAGCGUUGGGAGCCAAGGAUCCUUCGUGGUUCAAGCAGACGGCCGAUCGUGGCAUUGGGUCGGCGGCAUACAGACGAAGUCAAGAGGAUACUGCUUCCGAUGCUGGCUCAGUAUCAGGGAAGCGACAACUGCCAGGCAUGUCUCGCGAAUCGACAGUGGAGCCAGAGUCUAUCAGCCCCCCUCCUGAGAGCGGUCGUUCGAGCUCUCCCUCGCGCGGUGGCUCCGUGCGGGGCAGUGUAGCCUGGAGCAAUCGCUUCUCUGCGAACACGUCGAUAUCGGGUGGUGACACGGAACCCUCGGAAAGAUCCAAGACUCCCUUACCAGUGCUUGAUUCCCAGAAAUUUGCUCCGCCUUCGGAACAGGGAUCCUCGGUCGGAGGGGGUGAUCAGGGUUCAAUUCGAGGAUUGGCCAUGUCACCGACGCAAGGGCGCAUCUCGCCAGAGCGACCCGCGUCGCCCACCAAGGGUAUGGGAGGCUUCGUGCAGAGCGCAAUGCUCAAACGUAGCGACAGCGUCAAUAAGAGGUGGAGCACGCAGACGCCGCAAGGCCUCACCAGACAAAACUCGACACUAAGCAAUCGUGGUAGUGCUAUGGCUGGAUAUGGGUCACUAUCCAAAGCCUCCGGAGCUUUGCCUGAAAAGCCCGAGUUCGUCAAGCCCGCUCUCCCUCAUCACAAUCGAAGCAAGUCAGUGGCAUCCACUUUCAGCGAAGACAAGCCUCAAGAUGAGACGUCCCCACCCAGCCCGUCGAAGCGUUGGAGUCCGACAAAAUCCAGCUGGCUAGAAAAUGCAUUGAACAAACCAGAGUCUCCAAAGAUAAAACAGGCUCCGCCGCAACAGCCAUCGUGGAUGGCCGAGCUUAAUCGCAAGAAGCAGCAGCGUGGAAGUGUGGAUCUUGGCAAGGGAAGCCCUGACCUAAGUCCCUUCGAUUCGGUACCGUCUGGCCGGACAUCCCCCAUCAAAGAUGUGCAAUUGCGACCUGUCAGUCUCCGGCGGCCAGACUCCCCAUUGAAACAGGAGGCGCCGAAGCCGAUUGAGCCCUCGGCGAAACCGAAGCCCUUGUUUUCUCCCAAGGUCGUAACCUCUCCCAAACCUACAACUUCUCCCAAGCCAAAGAUUACUGCAAGAGAAGAGCCAAAGGAGGAACGUGAGCCUGAGCCCGAGCUUAAACCAAAGCCAAUUCCAAUCCCCAAAGAAGACAUCACAUCCAAGGAAGAGGACACUCAAACGUCGACGUCGACACCUGCAACUACCCAAGCAUCCAAGCUUUCAACAUCAUCGCCAGCUCCAAAGCCCAAGCCACAAACACCGCCUAAGAAGGAUUUCCGCUCGAAUCUAAAGGCCCGCGCAGCUGCCUUUGAAGCACCGAAAACAGACCAAAAGGCGGAAUUCCAAAACGUCUUCGGUCGGCUCAAGAAAACCGAAACCAAGAAUUAUGUUGCUCCAGAUACACUGAAAGACAACAUCUUGCGUGGAAAGAAAGAUCUAUCAAUCACCGGUGGCCCCAAGCCUACUGUACGCAAGGAUGAGUUCAAGGAGAGCCUGAUCACGAAGAAGGCCGCCAUGUUAGUUAAGGCACAGGAAACUGGCUCGGCCGCACACAAGAAGACAGACAGUACCAGCUCACAACCAGCCGCUCUGCCAGAAGCGAUAGCACGCAGAAAGACAUUAGGACAAUCGGACAAACCCGCCAAUGUCCCGGCACCCGUUGAAAGGCAGAGAGAAGGAACGCCUGAAGCCAUCUCGAGGAAAAAGAGUCUGAGAGCUAUGAAGCCGGUUGCGCAGGAAAGCCAGGCAGCGUCUCCCACCCCACUUGGGUCGAAAGAACCCGCGAAAUCCAGCAAACUCGCCAAUCGGUUCAACCCAGCCCUCGCUGGCAUCCUUGCCCGAGGACCGCCAGGGGCGUCCAAAGGUCCUUCAGGAUCAGACAGCGACAUCGCUCAAUCAGCCAGCAGCCCAGCAAUUGAAGAGAAGAAGGGCCCAGCUCCUGAACUGACACAUAUGACCAAAGGCAGAGCAAAGGGCCCGAGGAGGCGAGCGCCUGCGAAAGGGGCAUCGGCCGGGGCAUCCGCAGAAAAGAAGGAAUCGAUCCCUUCGAAGCCAUCGCCUGUUGCUACUGUCCCCUUGGUCAAGACAGAGGAUAUACUUCCAAGUACAGGAUUCACGACAGCAUCUCCCUCAGAAGAUCCGUCACUGAUACGAACACCGGCCCGCGAAUCUCUCAAGGCAAAGCCUGUCACACCUUUGAAAUCACCAGACUUGACCAAAAAGCUUGAGAAGUCGCAAUCUCCCGAGGUGCCACGAAAGUCGGCAUCCUUGGACAAGAGCCCGACCACUUCAUUGGAGGCCGAAGUCGCACCCAAGAAGUCAUUGGAUGCCGAGAGUGUAGAGCCCAGCAAACCGGUCACAUCUCCAAAGCCCACAACAUGGCGAGGAUCACGACCGUUGCCACCGCCCAAGGAUGAGCCAUCGAGGGAGGCGACAGAAUCUUCUUCGCCAGUAAAGGAAGACCCGUCCCCGACCAAACUUGGCUUUUCCGUAAGAGGUGCUACGGCACUGUGGGGCAGGCCGUCCCCAUUGUCAUCCCCGACCACUGCUGGAGCCAAGACUCCUAUCAAGCUUCCCACCCGCGCGGACGAAGAGGCUGCGAUGGAGAAUGCUGGAUUGACUCGUUCGCCUCCACCUGACGACAGGAGAGCAUCACCAUCACCCCAGGCCCCCAAACCCAAGCCUGCUGGUCUGGGACUGGGCAGUUUGGCUAGCUUGGGUGGUCUAGUUGCCGCGAAGUCAAAGUCAAGGGAAUCCAGUCCACCCAAGCCCCUCACUGCGAAGCCCCUACCUUCUACGCCAUCAAGCAGUGAUCGCCCACAGUCAGAACCUUUCAAGGCCUCCCCCAUGCCAGACAAAGCUACCGGACUCUUUGCCGAGUUCUUUGACGAGACACCUGUCCUCCCCGAUGAGCUACCUGCCAGCAUUGAUACAAAUCAAAUUUUGAAAACAGCACCAUUUGAUCUAGGACCUGCGGGCAAGAUUCGAACUCUGCGCAAACAGAUUCAAGAGAUCACCGGCGACGGCAAGCUUUUGUCUGUUCCUAUGGCAGAAGAGCACGUCCUGUAUCAAGAUUCAAUGUAUGUGUGCACUCACAUUUUUGGAGAUUCCAAGGGAGCGAGAAACACAGAGGUCUAUCUCUGGUCGGGCAACGGCGUCGCUGACGCAACCUUGGAGGAUGUGCAACUCUUUGGGCGCAACAUCGCCAAGCAGAAUCAGGGCAAACUGUUCGUCCUCCGUCAGGGCAAAGAGACUCCCAAUUUCUUUGAAGCCCUUGGUGGCAUAGUCAUCACGCGUCGUGGAUCGCCCCCUUCGAAUCGCGAAUACAUGCUCUGUGGAAGGCGCCAUCUCGGACACAUUGCCUUCGACGAAGUCGAUUUCACUUUGAAGAGCCUGUGCUCCGGAUUCGCUUAUAUUAUUUCAACAGAAAGCGGCAAGGUCUUCCUUUGGAAGGGCCGUGGCUGCUCAGCGGAGGAGCUAUCUGCUGCUCGCUUGAUGGGCAUGGAUCUCGCGCCAACGGGCGAUUUCAACGAGAUCGACGAAGGCUCCGAGCCGGCUAGCCUCUUCACCGUGUUCCCUCCUGCCGAUCCAACAUCGAAGGCCCCGCUGAUUCCUCGGUCCGCCGACCAUUGGAAGUACAAGUCUACGAGUGAUAGAUACCGAGCACGUUUAUUUAGGAUCGAGCAGCAACAUGAAACCUCUGGAUGGGGACAGAGCCUGCAGGUGAGCUCUUUCUUUGCGCCCCUGCUUCGUCGACCGUCGUGGCAGUCAUUUUCCUCCUCUGCUCCAAAUUCUCCUCCUUCGGAUGCAAAAGCUGAACAAGCGCCACAGACGCCUGUCACGCCGCGAUCGCCACUGCCUCAGAUUACCACCAAGGUCGUUGAGGUGAUGCCGUUUUGCCAGCACGACCUAGAACCCGAGCACAUCUACGUGCUUGACGCCUUCUUCGAGGUUAUUGUUGGCUCUCUUUCUCGCAACCAGUCUGUCGCCUUUGCCAAUGCAUUGAUGUUUGCACAAGAAUACGGCAUGUUGGCCGUUUCCGAGGAGGAUCGACCCUUCAUGCCAGUGUCCACUGUCGUGCUCGAGGGUGUACCCCGAGACAUGAAGGCUGUAUUUAGAUUCUGGGACGAUGCGCUGAUACCUGCUGCUGGACUCAUGCAGGGCAAGCUCGGACGUGGCAAGAGUUUGAGGAUUGUUGGCCUGAGCAAGGCAAUUGAGGCGACGAGACCUUCUUGA